Molecule: messenger RNA, 1064 nt
Organism: Lingula anatina
Lineage: Eukaryota; Metazoa; Brachiopoda; Lingulata; Lingulida; Lingulidae
Biological process (GO): monoatomic cation transport; transmembrane transport
Cellular component (GO): membrane
Molecular function (GO): monoatomic cation transmembrane transporter activity
Source: RefSeq, a predicted model, not a curated record
AGACAAAAAUCUCCAUUACGUGCCUUAGCUACCGAAACUCAUUCCUACUCAUUGCUACCAAUAAGUGAAAUAAAGGCAACAGGGGCGACAGCAGUUGAUGCCAAUGACCAAAAGAUGGCAGCACCUGAUGACCAUAAAGAUAAGCUUAUAAAACAGGAAGAUCAUGAAGGCUACACCAACCCGGUGUCUGAAGAGCCUGCUGAGGACAGAAGUAUGGAUAAGAAAGCUUCGGAGGGCGCAGAGGUCGACGCCAUGUUGGAGGUCAGUGACAUGGGCACACAGACAUUUCUGUGUCGCAGGACGGGAGUGGACAUGGCAGAAGUGACAGUGAAGCUGAAACAGCAUGGGAACCAAGAAGGCCAAGGUGAAGAAGAAGACAUUGACCUGUCACCAGAAGUAAAACUAGGUGACCUUGACCCUACGACCCAGACCAGUGAAGAUGGAUUGCAACCACCUGGGGACUCUCCUCAGCGCGUUAGACGCUUGAGCAGUCAACCAAAGCCAGGGGUCGAUCACUGCGCAGCUGAGACCCAGACAGAGGCAAGAAUAUUCUGCCGCUGGUACAUGUGUCCCCCGGGGUAUGAGACACCCGAUUUGGACCUCCCGCCUUUGGUGCCUGCAGUGAACAUCAUCGAUGAAAAUGGAAUUUCUACCAGUCCCGUUGAAGAGCCAGCUUCCCCGACAACACAGCCAUCCUAUUGCUGCCUCCGAAGCAAGAAGAGUGCACCAUUUCCCAAAGAUCCCACCAGCCACUAUGGUGACAGUGUACAGGAACGCUCAGCAAAUGUUAUCUCUCGCGACAUGAUCGUGGAGUUUCCAAAAUCGGCACCAGCCAGUGGAACAACAACACCUAAUGGUCAUUUGUCUCGGACUCAUUCACUGGAUAGCUGUAUGCGAAGAAGAAUCCGUCUGAAGGAAGUGGCGCCAUCUCAUGUUAGUCUCUCUGAUGCACUGGAGCAUAUUUCUGGCCACUGUGUGCAGAUUUUGUGUACAAAUGUGGGUGUAGGUCGGUACAGCAAACAGCUGACUGCUGAAAACUAUUGUAGCAGUCCUAUGGGAAUAAG